GAGUCAAUAUACGACGAAUCUGAGCUAGUUUCUGUCAAAUACCCAAAACAGUAAAUAAUACACAGGGCAAAAUUGUGGUAUUUGUCUUUUGAUUCUACAAAAGUGUAGCUGCCCAUUUAUUAUUAUUUUUUAUCGUGAAAAUUCUAGAUAUAUUUCAUAUGGUGCUCAUUGGUUUCUAAUUGAUAAAUAAGAUGGAUAAAACAUACGUCGCAAACCGAACAAAGAACAAUUAAUUUAACAAAAUGAAAAAAAGAAAUUGAUCAAAGAUCAACCUUGUUUUGUGUUCGUCCAAUAUUUUGCGUAGUUUCAUUAAUCUUAACCAGUUUCAAUUUCGCGCAGUAUUAAUGACAUGCAAGCGUUUUCGUUGUGGAGUGAAUCUUUCCACAGACUUUAUGUCGUCGAACUUUAAGCGAAAAAAAAAGUAAAUAAAAAAAAGUGAAAAUGAAUUCAAUGCCAUCAUCAGCAGCACGUUUAAUUGUGCCAAAUGCCACCAAAAAGCAAAUUACAAAAUUUGAAGAGGCUGAACAUAUACACCGACAACUAUUGUACGAUUUGAUGUCAUCAAUUUACGAAUACAUAUUGAUAUUGACAUCUCAGGCUAAAAUCAAUUAUGAAACAGUGGCGGAAACAGGACAUAGAACAAGUGAAACACCACAUACAAGUACUGAUAAUCGCCUUACAUCAAAUGUUGAAUCACUUUUAUUGCAUAUUCAUUCGUGUCUCGAGCAAAUAUUUUUAAAUGGUCUACGUAUUUUUAAGCCCGACAAAUCACCGGAUCUGUGGCGAUUCUUUGAGGCAUUGAAUUGGAUUAAUCCCCACAUGACAGUUUCAAUUGGAAGUCAAGCAUUUAGCAGCACGAGUACGGUGAAACGAGUUCAAGCUCCAAAGAGUUCUCGCAUACGAAACGACAAAGCGCUUAUGUGGCUGUAUGAAAAUUUACUAACGCAUCAAUUAAAAUCCAAACUAAAAUGCAUUUUAUCCGAUCAUGAACACUUGACCAAUUGUUUCGAAGUGACGCUUGCAUUUUUCGGUAGUAAGAAAUUUGUUGAGGCCUUGUACAUUUGCUUAAAUGCAUUCGAUAAAAAACAAUACGACAUUCUUUUACAAAUCGACCAAAAUUUAUAUCUUAGUGUUAUUAAUGAAUCUAUAAAAAAUUCGACAUCCAUUACGUUAACAACGACGACGACGACAAAGACAACAAAUGACAAAAUGAGCAAACACAACAGUGAAAUAUCAAAAGAAACCAGUGAAUUUUGUGAUAGUAAAUAUACCAGUAAAUCUAGUUUGAAAAAGUGUGAUGACUUCGUAUCACAUUUUACAAAUAAAUUGAUAACAAAUCGAAAAAGUCGCAGCGUACGAUCACAUUGUAAAAUAAAACAUUGUAUUAGCUUAAAAUUGCGAAAAUUUGUUAGUUUACCUGAUUUGAGUAGACAAUCAAAAGUUGGUAUUCGAAAUAUUGUGCGCACUCGAUCUCAAACUAUACGUAUUAAAUCACAUCGCUUAAAAUUAACAGCUGAAAAUUUGGCCAUAAAUGAUCGACAAAAAAUCACUGAAUUUAAAAUCGAUAAACGAAAGAUAUCAUCAUCAUCGGCUCGUUUUGAUCAAUUAAAUGCCAUCGCUGUUGAUGAUUUACAGCCGAUAAAUCUCGUUAAAUGUGAUGACAUUAAAAUCUACACCGAUCGACGUAGUGAGAAUUCAACAAGUUCUCUACAAGAAUAUAAUAAACCAACGAAAACGAUUGGAUUAGUUAAAAGUAAUAAUUUAUUGCCAUAUUUAAAUACGUCACAUGCAUCGUCGACUGUAUCAAAUUCACCGGGCAAAAAACUCGCUUCGAAUUCAGCACCUGGUGAUUUUGCAUCCUUUUUCGCAGCGAACGGAGCCAAAAUUGAAAAUCGUUAUCACCACAACACAAUUUUCGAUAAUAUUGAGUCUAGUACGUCAUCACCGCUGUGUAACCAUGAUCAAUGCGCAAAUUUAAUUCCAAAUCGAGGUCAAAGUCUGACAUCAUACCUACAGGAAGCACAACGUACGCGACGAAAUAUCACUGAUCUUGAACGGGAGAAUGCACAUUUUACUCUAUCAGAUGCCAUUAUUUCAGCCAUUGAAGAAAUCAAAUGCAGCCGAAUGGAACGGAAAAUAGAAAAACAACACAAAGCCACCAUCAAAGCCAAAAUCAAGAAACGAAAAUCUCAUCAGCGUCCAAUGAAAAAUUGGAUUUUUGGCGACGAAGAAAACUGUGAUAAAAACAAUAUAACUGCAACGGAUGAUGAUACAUCUUCAUACUUAUCGUUAUCGGAGGGAGAUGAAAAAUUAUUAUCGUCCAGUGAAUCGGAUUCAAAUAUAUCAAGCAGUAGUGAUACAACCACGGCCAGCAAUGUUGGUGAUUUAAAACGAUUAAAGAUUUUCUCGGUAUCAUCACACAGUAUUAAUGAUCAUUCAGCGUUUGCUGAAUGGGCAGAGAGUAGUAUCGAAACGCUAACAGCCGAAGGUAUUGCUUUAAGUUUAAUAUCAAAAUUCAAGGAUUAUCAACUUCCUCGUGCGGCUGACCUACUAUUGAAUACGACUGAUAGCGAUGUACGUUCAUUAUUGGAUGCUACUUCGAAUGGAAAACACCAUCAAAUUCCAUAUCAACGCGGUACGGAGCAAUGGGCACCGCCUCGACCCCAAAUAAUCUUUACAAGGCAUCCAGUACCAGAUCGCCGUAGUUUACUUGAGCAACAGAACCAACGAUGUGCAGGAUGUGGAAUGUUCAUCGAUAAAGAAUUUCUGUACAGUUUACGUUAUUGUGAAUAUACAGCGAAAUAUCAUUGCACAGGUUGUCAUCGAAAUCAAAUCUCGGCGAUACCGGCACGUGUUUUGGAUCGAUGGGACUUUUCGUGCCACCCCGUCAGUGUAUUUUCGUAUCGUUUGCUUGAUCAAAUAUGGAAAGUUCCACUGUUUCGUUUGCCGGAUUUAAAUAAAGAAUUGUACGGCCGUGUUCGAGCGUUGCGAUAUUGCCGAUUGCGUCGUUUGCAAUUGAAGUAUGUGUACGAUUUCAUUCAAACCUGCCGUUUUGCCGACGAUGAUAAAAAUAAAAUCGAAUUUGAUAGCGUACCGUCUUAUAUUUAUGAUGAUCACGAUAAUUGGUCCAUGAAUGAUUUUGUCAAUGUGCGCAAUGGAAGUUUUGCGUCAAAAAUCAACAGCAUCAUAUUGAAGGGUGAAGAGCAUGUAUUCAAUUGCGAGCUAUGCACUGCCCAUGGAUUUAUUUGCGAGUAUUGUGCUGAUAAACAAGUGAUAUUUCCGUGGCAAUUGAAGGUUACACGAUGUGUAAAAUGUGGCUCUUGCUCUCAUACGUCUUGUUCGAAAGAUCACCAAUGCCUCAAAUGCCAAAGAUUAGAGAAGCGAAAGAAAAACUAAACAUCUGCUUUGAAUUAUAGAUCAUUCGUUGAUGUAUAUAUAUAUAUUUUUUAUUGAUGUGUAAUAAAAUAAAAUUCUAUUUUUUUGUUGUUGAAAAAUAAACUAAAAUAAAAAAAAGAC
Contarinia nasturtii (swede midge) is the source of this 3516-nucleotide messenger RNA. RefSeq names its product run domain Beclin-1-interacting and cysteine-rich domain-containing protein (gene Rubicon). Lineage: Eukaryota; Metazoa; Arthropoda; Insecta; Diptera; Cecidomyiidae. The transcript is spliced from 9 exons. Gene Ontology annotation, cellular component: intracellular membrane-bounded organelle. Gene Ontology annotation, molecular function: phosphatidylinositol phosphate binding. The record is from RefSeq and is a predicted model, not a curated record. Bases 442 to 3396 code for a protein of 984 amino acids.